Molecule: messenger RNA, 654 nt
Organism: Tachyglossus aculeatus (Australian echidna)
Lineage: Eukaryota; Metazoa; Chordata; Mammalia; Monotremata; Tachyglossidae
Product: olfactory receptor 5AP2-like
Exons: 2
Coding region: 1-654 (217 amino acids)
Biological process (GO): G protein-coupled receptor signaling pathway; sensory perception of smell
Cellular component (GO): membrane
Molecular function (GO): olfactory receptor activity; G protein-coupled receptor activity; odorant binding
Source: RefSeq, a predicted model, not a curated record
AUGGACACGAACAAUGGCACCUUGGUGAUUGAAUUCAUUCUUGUGGGUUUCAGAGACCACCCAGAAUUGCAGAUCCCUCUCUUCAUGAUAUUUUUACUGAUCUACAUGACUACCAUCUUGGGGAAUCUUGGGAUGAUCAUGUUAAUCCAAAUGGACUCCCACCUGCACCUGACCAUGUACUUUCUCCUAACAGGAUCAUCCUCCGUGGACAUAUGUUACUCUUCUUCUACUGCCCACAGAGCCCUGGUGAACUUCUUAGAAUGGGGAGAAGCCAUUUAUGUAGCUGGAUGUGCUAGGCAGCUUUACAUUUUCGCUGGCUUUGCCAGCACAGAAUCUUUCCUCCUGGUGAUCAUGGCAUAUGACCGUUACAUGGCCAUCGGCAACCCUCAGCUUUAUGAGACUGUCAUCUCCUGGAGAGUCUGCUUAGGCCUGGUGGCUGGUUCCUACUUGGCUAGAUUUACAAAUGUUAUCCUGCUCACCAGCUGCACUUUCCAGUUGACCUUCUGUGGCCCCAACUUGAUGUUAGCAAAAAGGCAUUUUCGAUUCAGUUUCCUCAACUAUAAAAAAGCACCCAUGGGAAAAAUAACUGAAAAUAUCAUCUUGCAGCUAUUUCCCUGCGUUUCCUGGGAAAGCACAGAAAACACAUCUAUGUAG